UUCAGGUGUUCAGAUUGCCAAGACAACAGGAUCAAGGGGAGGUUCUGUCUCUCAGUCUCUGGGCCCGGCGUCAGUUGGUCUUCAGACACCGGAAAGGCCAGGAUGUUGCUGCAGGUCUUAAUUGUUGUUUCCCUUUUCCACAUGGUCUUUGCGCAAACUAUUUCCCCGACAACGAACAGAGGAAGAUUCACCGUUGAAGAUCCUGACAAGAUUCUUGAUACUAUGCAGCCUCCGGUUUUGAGUAACAACGACCCUUCAAACAAGAACGACAUCGACUAUUACGCCGACCUGCCCAGUGCCCAAGAUGCCCAAGAGGACGAUGACGGCGACUCCGUCAACUUCGGGGGCAUGUUGCUGGACCCCAACACUUUCAGGGCACUGUUCGUGACCAGGACACCUCUGAGCAGUGACCUGCUCUGGGUCAAGGACAAAAGCUACUUCACGCCUGAGGUGCCUUACGGCUUCACUAGCACUGGUAAACCGCUCAAAGAACUCUUCAAGGAAGUCAUGAAAGAGUGGUCAAGGGGCACCUGCCUUAAAUUUCGUUCUUAUGUUGAAGGAGAAGACAGCCACAUUCUGGCCUUUUCGAAAGAGAACACCUGCAGCGUUCACCUGGGUAAACAGAAAAAGCGCGUCCAGUACCUCACUGUCUCCGACGAGUGUUCGACCAAACAGGACAUCUCCACGAGCUUGGGUGUCGCUCUCGGCUUCCUCUACCAGAGGCUGAGGAGCGACAGAGACGAUUACAUCACCAUCAACUACCCGUCAGUCGACCCUCUGGGGAGAUAUUUCUUCGACAAAGUUAGCAACGAAAGUUAUUACACUCACGGUAUUCCGUUCGACUACACGUCAGUUAUGCAGGAGCCUCCACUGAUCUUCUCCAGGGACGGAACCCAACCGUGAUAGCAAAUGACAUCCAGUACCAGGGGCUGCUCGGCCGAUCCAAAGGGCACCUGUCCUUCUAUGACAAGAAGUUGUCAAUGUUCAUACCGUUGUAUUU
This is a messenger RNA of Macrobrachium nipponense, 1000 nucleotides long. RefSeq names its product zinc metalloproteinase nas-34-like. Gene Ontology annotation, molecular function: zinc ion binding; metalloendopeptidase activity. Bases 103 to 903 code for a protein of 266 amino acids. The record is from RefSeq and is a predicted model, not a curated record. The transcript has 7 exons. Gene Ontology annotation, biological process: proteolysis. NCBI's taxonomy places the organism in Eukaryota, Metazoa, Arthropoda, Malacostraca, Decapoda, Palaemonidae.